Messenger RNA from Paramecium tetraurelia, 1721 nucleotides. RefSeq lists its product as uncharacterized. Gene Ontology annotation, cellular component: cytosol. NCBI's taxonomy places the organism in Eukaryota, Ciliophora, Oligohymenophorea, Peniculida, Parameciidae. The transcript is spliced from 3 exons. Gene Ontology annotation, molecular function: mRNA binding. The record is from RefSeq and is a predicted model, not a curated record.
AUGUCUAAAUUCACAAAACCCACAUAAGCAGCUAACAAGCUCGUCAAAACAAACCAAGGUGCUCCAAUUAAGAAACAAGACUCAGAUUCUGAUGAUUUGAGCGAUGUUCCUCCUCCCCCCAAAAAAUAAUAACAAAAGCCAGUUGGAACAACCAAAGUAGCUGCUAAGGCCCCAUAAGUUGAUUCAGAUGAUCAAGACGAACCAGUUAAGUUGGUUUAAUCAGUGAAAAAGGGAAGUUUUGAUGCAACAAAGCCAAACACCACAAAUUAAAAUGUAGCCAAGUAGGGAUAAAAGAAGCCUGUUCAAUAAGAUGAUGAUUCUGAUGAUGUACCACCUCCUCCAAAGAAGGGAGCAGUGGUUUAAAAAAAGCCUGUCAAAUAAUAGGAUUCUGAUGAUGAUUCAGAUGAUGCCCCCCCUCCCCCCAAGAAGGCACCAGUAGCCACAAAACCAGUUGCUAAGCCAGCUGUUCAAACCAAGGCCCCAGUGAAACCAUAAGUCUAAUAAGAGGAUUCUGAUGAUUCAGAUGAUGUUCCUCCUCCCAAGAAACCAGUUGCUGCAACAAAGCCAGUUGCCAAGCCAGCUGUUUAAACCAAGGCCCCAGUCAAACAAUAAGCCCAAUAAGAGGAUUCAGAUGAUGAUUCAGAUGAUGCUCCCCCUCCCCCCAAGAAGGCACCAGUAGCCACUAAGCCAGUUGCUAAGCCAGCUGCUUAAACCAAGGCUCCAGUCAAACAAUAAGCCCAAUAAGAUGAUUCUGAUGAUUCAGAUGAUGUUCCUCCCCCCCCCAAGAAGGCACCAGUCUAAUAAUCUAAGGCUCCAUAAAAGACUUAAUAAAUUGAAUAAGAAGAUGAUGAUGAAGAUGAGGCUCCUUAACCAAGAGGAAAAUAAUAACCUUAAAAGCAAGCUCAAUAAGCUUAAUAAGGACAAUAAGAUCAUGAAGUUUUCGUGAGAGGACUCUCAUUUGAUGCCACCGAAUAAGACAUCAAGGAAUUCUUCGAUGAGUGUGGAAACAUCAACAGUGUUAACUUGUUGAAGGGACCAAAUGGAAACUCCAAGGGAAUUGCUUUUGUUAGAUUCUCCACCGAGGAUGGAUAAAGUGCAGCUGUUGAAUACAGUGGCUAAGAACAUAUGGGAAGAACCAUUACAGUUGAGAAGACAAAGCCAAGAGAUCAAAGACCAUAAUAAGGAGGACAAUAAGGAGGAUCAGGUGAAAGCACAACAUGCUUCAUUGGAAACAUGAGUUUCUAUGCUACUGAGGACUCUUUGUAUCCAGUUUUUGAAGACUGUGGAAAGAUUAAGGAAGUCAGAAUUGCCAAGGAUGCUGAAGGAAAGUCAAGAGGAUUCGGAUAUGUCGAAUUCUUCGAUAAUGAGUCAGCUCAAAAGGGACUCGCAAAGACAGGAACUGAUGUUGAAGGUAGAGCUAUCAGAGUUGAUCUUGCCAAUUCAUCAUAAAGAAGUGGUGGUGGUAACAGAGGAGACAGAGGAGGCUUCGGAGGAAGAGGAGGCUUCGGCGGAAGAGGAGGCUUCGGAAGCUUCGGAGGAGGUUUCGGAGGAAGAGGCCGUGGAGGUGACAGAGGAUUCUCAAGAGGAGGCCGAGGAAGAGGCGGAAAUUUAGAUGCUAACGAUAUUGCUGCUAAAAAGGGAACUAUUGCUGGAUUUGCUGGAAAGAAAAUGGCUCUAUGAUAUUAUUAUAAUAAAUCAUAAAUGUGUAGAAAAAUUUAUAA